UGCUCUCUAUGUUUGGCCGGAUCUACAAACUUCACUGACAGCUAGCUACGUCAGUUACCGAAAGUAUGAUGUUUUCUGAUAACCUGGGACUUACGUGACGUGUAGCCAACUUGACGUAUACUUUCUAUCGCCAUUUUUUGUAUGAUACUCAUCCACCUUGUCACUGCUUACACCCAAAGACGAUCUCUGCAUAUGCAGAGCCAACAGCACAACUUGAUCGACAUAAGUGCAGACGUGGUCCCCGCUCGAACGUUCUCUCUAUCAUAAUAGAGUCCGUUGUGUACCCUCACUUGUUAAUCCAGAUACUGCGAUGGCGACCAAAUCGAAGGAUGUCAUAAUUUCACUCGGCGAUUUAGGCCUUGAGGAAUCAACCCACCACUCGCUUUGCGAUUCACUAGCCUCUUUUCAAGAUGCUGUCCACUCAUCUGCUCAGAUCGCCGGAGCCAUCAACUCUCAAAUCCUACAGUACACAUCUGAAGCUGAUGCUGCAUUCCUCUCUACUGCUCUACCCACCACGGAGAUUUGUUUGCUUUAUGAGAACACCAAAAGGCUUGCAGAUACCACGAUAACCUUGAAGACCACCAUCAAAACGUUCAACAGAAUGAUAGAGAAUUCCAUAAUUACGCGCAUCGGAUUGCUUGGAGGAUACAGUACAGUCGAUGUGUCCGAUAGGCCUCUCGUUGGAAAACUCCUCUCGCAUUUCGAUGAAAAGAUUAGGGAAAUCAUCCGAGACGUUCUUGAUCGCACUCGUGAUGAAAGCUUGCUGUGGAAGGUUGCCGAGAAAUGCUACGAAGAAGCCAACAGGCUUCGUGGCGCUCUUGAUGCCGAUGAUUAUUUAGUCCCUUUAGGGGAGGCAAAGUUAGGCUGGCCGUUUGACGAGGACUACGAAUCAGAAGCAUAUUACGACCAUGAGGAGCGUCUCUUUUCAGACGAAAAUUACGUCAAAAGCUUCCAAGCCAGAAUAAAUCGCGAACUUGAGAAAGAAGAAGUGUACAAGCGGAGCUGGAUUGAUUUCUGGGUCACGGUAUUGAACAGGUCACCUGGAGGACCAACGCUUUUUUAUCCACCGUUGAGUCCCAACAGUCGGGCCCUCGAGAUUGAAGACGUCCCUAGGUACCUUUUCCGGGCAUUUGAUGUGGCUAGCCAUGGAACGAACGACGACAAUAAAAUAGCGUCCGUAGAGAGCCGUAUUGGUUUAUCCAAACAGGGUCGAAUCGAUUUGUUGCAGCGAGAAAGAAUCGAUGCAGCGAAACGCUUGCAUUGGCAUCUAGACCCGGAAUCACGUACAGCGGAGGAAGACGACAACCUCAUGUCAUGGACAAGCUCAUUACUCUUCGCGAUACAAUGCGCAAUCUGGAGAAGCCAAGGGCGCCAGCCGGGAGAUUUUAAGAUUUGCGUAGUGGAUACCAGGAAAUUUCCACAAGGGCAAUUUGCGCGAGAUCUGUGGUUAUUCAAAGCAAUCGAGUCGAUAACCUUACCGCAAGGUCAGGCGCGAAAUUUCUUCAGAUUCCGUCAAACCAACUCAGACUACUACAACGGCGAGUACCUUUCUCAAGGAACGACGAAUAUUGCCAAUCGAUCGUGCAUCACGUCUCUGCAGAACUUGAAAGAAGCCGGGCUCUCUGAGCUUUAUCCAGAAUUCGACGACCCUGAAGGCAAAACGAAAUGGGCUAAUCGAGCACUGGAAUUGCGAAAAAUUUGGUCAACAAAGCAGGGAACGAGUGAUAGAGAUGUCGAACUUGCGCUUCAGAUCGCGCGCAAAUGUCUAAAUUCAUUCGCACCAGUCGACGUAGCCGCCGUCCUCCUUGCCUUUAAGAAUCGCAAGAUGAUGAAACCAAAACAACUCAGUAAGUAAACAUCUCUUUUCUCUGCUAAUCUUACUACGAAAGACUUACCUACUCAAGACAAUCCUAGCCGAACUGAAACACGGCUGCCCGAGUGGGCAGAAAAGCCGAUUGAAGUCGGCCGAUUUUGGAAUGCUAUCAAGUGUGGCGAUGAAUUGCUCCCCGUAGAGUCUGAACAACCCUCUUCUUUGGACCAGGAAAAGGCAUUCCUACGUCGCAUUUGGCUACCAUGAGAUGUACGUAAUGGGAGAUAAGUGCUUGAACGCAGAAGAUCCCUUCAAGUUGCUCAUACAGCUGGAGAGAAGGGGCCUGAUUGAGCGAGUAGGUCUACCUAGGUAGAUGCCGAACACUGACUUUGCGGUCGUCCUGAGCUGUUGAAGUAUGAACACAGUAAUCGGACAAAGUCUAAAAAGCUUGGCUUUAUAAUCAAAGCAGUUUAAUGCA
This is a messenger RNA of Alternaria alternata, 2288 nucleotides long. RefSeq lists its product as hypothetical. The coding region runs from base 311 to 1855 and encodes 514 amino acids. The record is from RefSeq and is a predicted model, not a curated record. The transcript is spliced from 2 exons. Lineage: Eukaryota; Fungi; Ascomycota; Dothideomycetes; Pleosporales; Pleosporaceae.